Molecule: messenger RNA, 1940 nt
Organism: Populus trichocarpa (black cottonwood)
Lineage: Eukaryota; Viridiplantae; Streptophyta; Magnoliopsida; Malpighiales; Salicaceae
Exons: 5
Coding region: 591-1673 (360 amino acids)
Source: RefSeq, a predicted model, not a curated record
CCAUGAAACCCAGCUUUCAUUCUCAGCCCACAGUUUCUCUCUCUCCCUCCUGUUUUUCAGCAAUUUUGAACCAUCCUAUUCGAAUGGCUCCCUCGAUUCUCUGAAGAUACUAAACUCUCAAUCAGGCAAAUCAGUCUUUCUAUUUGUGCUUGACCCCAUUCUAUCCUCUCGGUCUCUCUCCCUCUCUAACUUCUCUUUCUUUCUCUUAACUUCCUUGCAACGUCUUUGGUUUUUUGAAUCUGAUAAUAUUUUAUUAAUCUUUUCCCGUGUUUUUAUCAGAUCUAAAUUCUGUCUUUGUUCCACAAUUUUGGUUUUUUAUGAUAAGUUUUCGAUAAAAAUCCAAUCUUAUCUCUCAUGCUUGUUCAUUGAAAUUUGGCGAAUACUUGAGAGAGUGCUAGGAAUAUAAACUCCUGUGAUUAUUUUAAAUCAAUCUAAUUCUAAUCACAUUGUAAUCUCAAUUUUUCUCUUCAAAAUUAUUGUUUACUCGGAAAAAUAACUUCUGGGUUUCUUUUAAAUUAAUCAAAUUUGGAUUAAAUUCUCAUAAAGUUCAUUCCUUUAGAGUGAUUGCAAUUCUGGGUUUCUCUCAAAACAUGGUAACAGUCAAUAUAGGAAUGCUUCAUUAUGUAAUAGACCACAUUUAUGGAGCGUUUAUGCACAGAACCAAAAUAAGCCCACCAUUCUUUUCUAGAGGGUGGGGUGGUUCAAAGCUUGAGCUUUUAGAGAGAAUGAUUAAGGACUUAUUCCCUGAAGUUGAAGGCCAAAAUUGGCCUCCAAGUUUAAUACAACCUAUUUGGAGAACAGUUUGGGAGACCAGAAGUGCUUGUUUAAGAGAAGGUGUUUUUAGGACUACUUGUGAUGAGCAGUUGAUUAGUGCAUUGCCUCCUGAGAGUCACACUGCAAGGGUUGCUUUUCUUGCACCCAAACAUGUCCCACCACAGAAGAUGGCCUGUGUGGUUCAUCUCGCAGGCACUGGGGACCAUUCAUUUGAUCGGAGAUUGCAUCUUGGUGGACCAUUAUUGAAGGAAAAUAUUGCAACCAUGGUGCUAGAGAGCCCUUUCUAUGGACGGAGACGACCCAUGCUGCAGCAUGGCGCAAAGCUCUUGUGUGUUAGUGACUUGCUUUUAUUAGGUAGGACAACCAUUGACGAGACACGCAGUCUUUUACAUUGGUUAGACUCUGAGGCAGGGUUUGGAAAGAUGGGUGUUUGUGGACUGAGCAUGGGAGGAGUACAUGCUGCAAUGGUUGGAUCACUGCACCCCACACCUGUUGCAACCCUUCCUUUUCUUUCUCCACACUCUGCUGUUGUGGCAUUCUGUGAGGGGAUAUUGAGGUAUGGCACUGCAUGGGAGGCACUGAGAGAGGAUCUUGCAGUGCAAAAGCCUGCAAUGACUCUCGAGGAUGUGAGAGAACGGAUGCGAAAUGUGCUGUCUCUCACAGAUGUCACGCGCUUUCCAAUUCCCAAAAAUCCCAAUGCUGUAAUAUUUGUUGCUGCAACCGAUGAUGGAUACAUACCAAAACACUCUGUUUUGGAGCUUCAAAAAGCUUGGCCAGGUUCAGAGGUGAGAUGGGUUACUGGUGGACAUGUCUCAUCCUUUCUUCUGCACAAUGAUGAGUUUCGGAGAGCGAUUAUUGAUGGGCUUAACAGAUUAGAGUGGAAGGAGCCUCCAUUUUGAAACGAGUCACAUAUGAAGAAGACCAAAAUAAUUCUUUUUGGUAAUCUUCUUCACCCGUAGUUCUUGCUAAACUUGUACAAUGUAUUACCGCUGAUAUCUUGGAGCAUCUCCUGAAGAGAAGGAGAAAUGGCGGGGUGGGGGCUUUUUAAUUAUUUGUUUCCUCUUGAAUGUGAAAGGAACCUCACGGAUUUAGGGAAUAAUAUAAGUGAUGUCAUUGGAACUAACAACAAUAAAAAUUCUGGAAUAGUCACGGAAGAUCGUUUUUUA